AGUCACAAGAAGCUAAUUUUUAAGGUUAAUUUAAAGUUUGAGCCUAACAAGCCGCAACGCGUCUUCCCAUGAACAAACGCGAAAAAAUGUGACGUGAAUUUGCAUCUCAUGAUAAAAUUUCAGAUUGUCGAUGCAUGAUGGAGAUGGCAAAUAGGAAAUUGACUUUGGUGGCUUCUACGGAUGAUGUUUAUUCUUGUUCGAUUGCUACUUCUCAUGUGCGCGAACGGGAAUUGAGGGAGAAGGAUGCGGGGAAAGAGGGAAGAGAUGAAUGUUUGCGAGAUGAGAGGCUGGGAGAGGAUCGUCAGGUGAGAGAUGGGGAUUUGGAGGUUAAUUAUUUUAAGAGUGUACAAUGGUAUGUAUAUUUACCUCUUUGACCGGAAUUUCGUUCACUGAGAUUGAUAAUUAAUAGGACAGCCAAUGGGACAUUCCCCCACCAUUUCUUCCAUUCCUUCUCCCCACCCCACACCCUUCCCAUCCCCAUAAACUGUAUCGCCGCAUACCCACACUUCAGCCUCUCCAACCCCAGCACAACCCUCUACCUAAGCAUUCCCUCCCAUCCGACUCUGCAACAUCCUUUCCCCUUCUUCCGCCCCCCAAGCAUCCUAUAACCUCAUCUGCCCCACCACCGAAAAAUACCUCACUCCCUCCUCCAUCCUCUGGACCACCCCCGGAACCCAUUUCCUCACCGGAACAGAAUGUCUCAUAUCCCACUUCGACAUCUCAUAUCCCGGCUCAGGACCCAUCACCAAACUCCCCACCAUCCCAUCCAAACGCCACAAAAUGAAAGGUGGCGGUGUAGGCAUGCGUGGGAUUGUAAGUGCAUUGUCUUUACAAUCUUCCCCAGACGGGAAUUCCGGCUCGAGUAUGCUAGCAGCGGGGACUUGGACACGAUGGGUUGGUUUGUACGAUGCGGCUGGAUUGGGGGGCACGGUGGGGACGUGGGAUAUUUCCGCAGCGGCGGAUGCUGAAGCGGAUUGGGGUCAGGGAAUUAGUGAGCUGGGGUGGAGUGCGUGUGGGAGGUAUUUGUGGGUUGUGGAGCGGAAGAGUAGGGGGGUUUUGGUUUAUGAUGUGAGGGUUACGGGGAAGUUGGUUAGUUGGUUGGAGGGGAGGGAGGCAGAGACGAAUCAGAGAUUGGGGGUUAGUUGUUUUGAGGGAGAAAAGGGGAUGGAGAUUUGGGCUGGCGGUACGGAUGGAGUGGUGAGGGUGUGGGAGGGGGUUGGAGGGACGGAAGGUGGUGUUGGGUGUGAUUGGGAGUGGAAGGCUCAUAAUGGUAUGAUUUUUCUCUGUUUUCUUCGUCUUUAUUCGUUCUUCACUUCGUUUAAUAUGUUACUUCGCGGAUUUUUAACUAACUCGAAAUCACAGAUCCGAUAGGUUCGACUGUAUUACAUCCAUCCGGAACAGUAGUAGCAACUUGUUCAGGUCAAAGGGCUGAAACGAACAUUAAUGAUGAUGAUACAUCAACAGACUCAGAGGAAGAUAGCUCCGAUGAUGAAAGUGCUUCGGAUUCACAGCAAUCUCCAUCUAUGAUACGCAAAACUAAAGGUAGAACACCAGAUAAUAGUUUGAAAGUAUGGAGUUUAUGAUUAUUAAAUGAAUCCUUCGGUAUUUAUUUUAUUUUUAUCCUUCGUUUAUGCAUAUAUAUAUACAGCAAUUUUGUUUUGUUGUUUUUAGCCAAUCCUAAUAGCAGGUAUAUCCUUC
This is a messenger RNA of Sclerotinia trifoliorum, 1698 nucleotides long. NCBI's taxonomy places the organism in Eukaryota, Fungi, Ascomycota, Leotiomycetes, Helotiales, Sclerotiniaceae. The record is from the annotation of a GenBank genome assembly.